Prosopis cineraria is the source of this 960-nucleotide messenger RNA. Its product is annotated as reticulon-like protein B4. The coding region runs from base 31 to 780 and encodes 249 amino acids. Lineage: Eukaryota; Viridiplantae; Streptophyta; Magnoliopsida; Fabales; Fabaceae. The transcript has 5 exons. The record is from RefSeq and is a predicted model, not a curated record.
UCGUAUCUUGUUCUCAACGCAGGGAGAAGCAUGGCGGAGCAUGAAGAGAAGUCGGAGAAGAAGGUUCAUCGUGAUACCGACGACUCUAAUUCAUCUUCUGAGGAUUCCGAUGCGUUCGAAGCCGCUGAUCAUCGCUCCUCUAAAACCAGUGGUCGUAGACUCUUCGGUCGCGAGAGGCCUCUCUGCAUGGUCUUGGGCGGAGGAAAAGCCGCUGAAGUUGUGCUGUGGAGGAAAAAAGAUGUGUCAAGAAGGGUGUUGGCUGCAGCUACUGCGCUAUGGUUUUUUUUUGAAGUACUGGGAUACCAUUUCAUCUCUCUGGCUUGCCAUGCAUUGAUUCUCGUAAUAAUUCUCUUUUUCUUGUGGACCAAGGCAUCCAUGUAUAUCCACAAGUCUGCACCUCACAUCCCAGAAGUUACAAUUCCAAGAGACUGCGUUCUUGAGGUUGUUUCUACUGUUAGAAACGAAAUCAAUGGAUUCUUGGAGGCUUUCCGUAAUCUUUUGAGAGAUAUUACAGCUGGGAAAGAUUUGAAGAAGUUUGUUAUCGUUAUUGUUGCAUUAUGGUUUCUCUCGGUUAUUGGGAGCUCGUUCAGUUUCCUUACCUUGUUUUAUCUUUGCACAGUGUUCAUGUUCACGGUGCCAAUGCUGUAUGAAAAAAAUGAAGAGCUGGUUGAUCUGUAUGGCGAGAUUGUGAUAGCUGAGAUGAAGAAGCAAUAUGCAGUUUUUGAUAAGAAGGUUUUGAGCCAGAUACCCAUUCUUGCAGGACCAUCGAAGAAGGAUUAAGAGGCGGAUACUCUAUUUUUUUGGUAUCUUAUUGGGUUAUUGCUAAUUAAAGUGGGUCAAUUCCUUUUGUUUGUUUUUUUAAUUAAUUAGAUAAGAUAUUCUAGGUCUUGUCCCUCAUGGAAAUUUCAUCCGAUUUUGUUUCUUAUCUUCCCAGUUGACAGAGUCUGAAGAAAUUCGAAU